Messenger RNA from Trifolium pratense (red clover), 985 nucleotides. Its product is annotated as vacuolar cation/proton exchanger 2-like. Gene Ontology annotation, cellular component: plant-type vacuole membrane. Gene Ontology annotation, molecular function: calcium:proton antiporter activity. The coding region runs from base 43 to 936 and encodes 297 amino acids. Gene Ontology annotation, biological process: intracellular calcium ion homeostasis; calcium ion transmembrane transport. NCBI's taxonomy places the organism in Eukaryota, Viridiplantae, Streptophyta, Magnoliopsida, Fabales, Fabaceae. The record is from RefSeq and is a predicted model, not a curated record. The transcript is spliced from 8 exons.
GUUGGGGGUUUGCUUAAUGCCACGUUUGGAAAUGCAACUGAAAUGAUUAUAUCUAUUUACGCCUUGAAAAGCGAUAUGAUUAGAGUCGUUCAGCAAUCUUUACUUGGUUCAAUCUUGUCAAAUAUGCUUCUUGUUCUUGGUUGUGCAUUCUUUACUGGUGGGAUUGUCCACUACAAAAAAGUUCAGGUUUUCAAUAAGGCAGCUGCUGUGGUUAAUUCAGGGUUGCUCUUGAUGGCUGUAAUGGGAAUAUUAUUUCCUGCUGUGCUUCACUUUACUCACUCAGAGGUUCAUCUUGGGAAGUCCGUCUUAUCUCUAUCCAGAUUUAGCAGCUGCAUAAUGCUAGUGGCCUAUGCAAGCUACCUUUUCUUUCAACUUAGAAGUCAACAAAAUUUUUAUAGUCCAGUUGACGAGGAAGUAGAUACAUGUGAAAACUCUGACGAGGAGGAAGAACUUGAGUUAACUAAAUGGGAAGCGAUAAUCUGGCUUGGUAUUUUGACAGUAUGGGUUUCUGUAUUGUCUGGAUACCUUGUGGAUGCCAUAGAGGGAGCAUCUGAAUCAUUGAAUAUGUCAGUGGCUUUUAUUAGUGUCAUCUUGCUUCCAAUAGUAGGAAAUGCUGCAGAGCAUGCAAGUGCUAUCAUGUUUGCCGUAAAGGACAAGCUAGAUAUCACAAUUGGAGUUGCUAUUGGAUCAUCAACCCAAAUAUCGAUGUUUGUGAUCCCCUUCUGUGUGGUUGUUGGAUGGUGCAUGGGAAAAGAUAUGGACUUGAAUUUUCAACUCUUUGAGACUGCCACACUUUUUAUCACUGUGCUGGUAGUUGCAUUUAUGAUGCAGGAAGGGACGUCAAACUAUUUUAAAGGCUUGAUGCUUAUUCUAUGCUAUCUUAUAGUUGCUGCCAGUUUUUUCGUACACGUAGACCCUAAGAGUGGUGAUGACUAAAUAUAGUGCUGGCCUGACAGUGGCAGCUGUCGAUGUUGCCUUUUUUUGC